AUGUCCGAUUUACCAGAUCCAGCAGUCUCUGCUGAACUUAAGGCAUGGCUAUAUAAUGCAAUUGCCGACUCUAUACCCAAAGCUUUAGCGGCUUUCUGCGAGCAGUCAGUUCCAGCCCCUACAACGACUAUUACCCAGCUGUCAGACUCCGAGGAGUCUCAUGGUUCAGACUGAGAUGAAGUUACGCGCAAGCGCCCCUGGAAGGACGAUAGCACUACCGCCGGUAAAGGCAAAGCGCCUACCAAACACCCUAGAGUUUCCUUUUCUAAACCCAGGGAGGCUGUCUCCCAACAUGAUUUUGACCCACUUGAGGGUUCAACCUCUAAUUAUAAUCUUCAGGUGGUAGAUGAAUACUAUGCAGAACAUUCGGAUAACGAUGCUCCACCUCAUAAGACAUCCCGAGACCUUUACCCUUCUGAUUUCACUAAUGAGCCCUCCCUCAUACCAAAUCAAGAGGAAUUCCAUUUGGAAUCUGACCUAACAUCUGAUCCUAACUUAAAAGAUGACACCUUAUUUGACACCUCUGGCCGCCCUUUAUUUGACCCUAGAUGCAUCAGGCACCCUAGAUCUGCCAAAUGGACACCCCCGACCACAUGCCAAAUACUGUAGAAUGAGUCUCCGUCGGCCUUUAGAAAAAGAGGUGAGAGCCAAAUUGAGGGCAGAAUUCCCAAGUCCCAUUAUCCCGGACAAGGUGGCCAUUACACCUGAAUUCGACCCCUUCCUUUUUACCUUUCUGACCAAGUCAGGGAAAGACCCCCGUAAGGGUCUUGAACAGGGUCUGAGAGCCACCCAAGAUAAACUGAUGGAUGUGGCGGGCCCGCUUAUACAAAUUUUCAUUAUAGCAGACGAGGCUCUAUCAGGUGGCACUUUUGACGCACAUAUGGUGCGAGAGUGGGCACAAAGGGCUUUAUGCCGUUUAGGCAAUGCCAAUUUGGCGAUCUCGACAGAACAGCGAAAGGCCGUCCUUUAUAAAAUCGAUGCCAAGCUUGCCGAAUUGGGCAUUAAAGAACUUUGUCCAGAGGCUCAAGGCAUGUUAUUCGGAGACAAGUUCAUAAAAGAACUAAGUAAACAUGUCUCUGUAUUUACUACGCUAACUAAAGCGCAAUCCUUCAUCCGCAAGGUGUUUCGCACACAACGUUUUUCCGGGAGGGCUGGUCGCUACAGAGGCCAAGCGACUGGCAGAGCCGCCUUCACAGGCUACAGGCCUCGACCCACAGACCAUUGGAACUCGAUUCCACCACAGGCAGUUUUUCCCCUCUCGCGGAGCUAUCCGAGGACGUGGAUCUGGUUCCCUCCGCGGUUGCACUGCUACAGGUAAUGGACCUUACUUAUUCUCAUAUUCCUAUUGCAGGCCGGUUAACCCUUUUUUUUCCAACAGUGGUCUCAACUCACUCAGGAUCCUUGGAUCCUUCAGACUGUGUCCGGGUUCCACCUGGACUUUUCAGACGAACCGAUACAAAAAUCUCCUCCUAUCCCGAUCAAGAUGUCAUUGUUAGACGAGUCUACUCUUCGGAGCGAACUCAACAAUCUAUUCGCCAAAGGUGUGAUCGAAAAAGUUGUUGGCCCACAGAUCUUCAUAAGCAACAUGUUUCUGGUCAAGAAAAAAUCAGGAGACCUACGACCUGUUAUCAAUCUGAGAGAUCUGAACAGGUUCAUCACAUACCGUCACUUCAAAAUGGAGGGAAUCCAUUUAUUAAGAGACCUACUCUGCGAGGUAGAUUGGUUCUCCCGCUUCGAUCUAAAGAAUGCAUACCUCACGGUGCUGGUAACACCAGCCCACCGCUGCCUCCUUCAGUUUCGUUGGGAACAGGAACUAUGGCAAUUCACCUGCCUCCCCUUCGGCCUAUCUUCCGCACCCUGGUGCUUUACCAAACUAAUGAAACCAGUAAUGGCAUUACUGCAUUCCCAGGGAAUCCAGUCCAUCGUUUAUCUGGACGAUAUUCUCCUCAUGGCGCAGGACCAAGAGACUCUUCACCUUCAGACAGCCAUGACCUCCGCUUUGUUGCAGAACCUUGGCUUCGUGAUCAAUCGCCAGAAGUCUUCUCUCACUCGGUCCCAGACGGUACAAUUCCUGGGAUUCCAGAUAGAUUCUGUUCAGGCAGUCCUACAACUUCCAGUAACCAAAAUCAAAUCCAUAAAAAAGGACAUUCGGAGAUUGCUGAUAUCACCAUACCUCUGCCUGCGAGAACUAGCUCGCAUCAUCGGCCUGCUCUCCGCUUCAAUACAGGCAAUACUCCCUGCACCAUUGCACUACCGAGCAUUGCAACGCCUGAAGACGCAAUAUUUACAUCAGUCGACAUCCUACGAUCAACAGAUCACACUCACAGACGAAGUCUGGCUAGAACUCCAUUGGUGGCUACACCAAAUGGACGCUUGGAAUGGGAGAGCCAUCUUUGUAUCCCAACCCGAUUUCAUCCUGGAAUCAGAUGCAAGCCUGCUCUGGUCCCAUUCGGAACGAGCACUUCAUAUCAAUUGCCUCGAACUAAUUGCGGGCUCCUUCGCAAUCCGAAGUUUCGCCAAGGAUGUCUACAAUUGUUCCGUGGUGCUGAAGAUGGACAAUGUCUCAGCGGUUCGCUACGUGAAUCAUCUAGGAGGUUCCAAAUCAAAGAUGCCUUUGGACCUGACCAAGGAAUUGUAUCAGUUCUGCCUAGACAGGAAUAUCUCCCUGUGAGCAGAAUAUCUACUGGGAUCAGACAACCUCGUCGCAGACUGGUUCUCCCGACAUUGGAGAGAUUCCAGCGAUUGGCAAUAUUUAAUCGUCUCCAGGUCUGGCGGGGCCAUUCAACCUGGACCUGUUUGCGUCUCGCAGCGUGCCUUGCAGUCGAUGCCUUCUUACAGACCUGGCCGAUGUCCGGAGCAUAUGCGUUCCCUCCAUUCUCCAUGAUCUCGUGCACACUACAGUACCUCAAAACUCAAGGUGUCAAGAUAACUCUGGUAACCCCCCUAUGGCGGGCCCAACCAUGGUACCCUUGCCUUCUGGAAAUAUCAGUGGAUUUUCCCCUGCUUCUACCCACCUCCUGUAACCUCCUCAGGGACCCGGCAGGCAACUUUCACCCGUUGGCAAUCCAGGAUUAUUUCCGACUGGUGGCUUGGAGCGUUUCAGGGGAUCUUGGAAUGUCUCAGGCCUUUCGACUACUGCUCAGGGACUCCUUUGGGAUUCAUGGGCCCCAGGAACCAGACGCUCUUACAUCUCCACAUGGCAUCAUUGGAGUUGCUGGUGUUUGGAAAGGAACUUUGAUCCCUUUUCAACAUCUAUAAUUAAUAUUAUCAAUUUCCUGUCAUCUCUGUUCGAUCAGGGUAAAUCCUACCGGACUAUUAAUGUGUUUCGAUCUGCUAUUUCCGCAGCGCACAUUCCUAUUCUGUGUGUAGACUCUUGCGGGGCAUCUGCAUCGCUAGACCUCCGGCUCCCAAAUAUAAUCAAUUCUGGGACGUAGCUCUCAUGCUCACGUUCUUAGAAGCUUGGCCAGACAACGAGGCGCUCUCCCUAUGCCAAUUGUCAGCCAAAUUAGCUCUCCUCCUUUUCUUGGUCUCCUUCCGAAGAGUCUCCGAAAUCAGGGCUUUCGACUUUCAUGCCCUCGAUUUCACAUGGGAAGAGGUGCACUUUCACAUCACUAGACUUUACGGAGAAACCACUUCUCUGCGUAACCCGUUGCAUAAGACACUAUAUCUCUCGCUCUUAGACCACCUACUAGGCUCCUUGUGUCUUAUGUGCAACCACACAAACCAGUCUCGAGCCCUACUAUUGCUCGGUGGAUUAAACGGCUACUAGCUCUGGCUGGCAUUGAUGCGUCCUUCGGGGCUCACUCGGUUAGAGGCGUGGCCGCCUCCUCUGUGUUAAUGGCUGGAGGUUCCCUGGCGGAGAUUUUGUGUGAUGAUCGCUCGUCAUCUCUGUUUCAAGCCUUCCCUGCGAGUUGAGCACUGUUUUUCAUCCUAUCGGAUGCUUACACCGUUACCUACUCAUCGUUCUAAUGGUUCUACGUUUACAUGGUUGACUCUACGACUGUUCGGCUACAUCAAGAAAGAGGAAUUGGGAGGAGCCUGAUGACAGUUUAUAUUACUGUGAUGCAUGCUGAUUGGUUAAACUUUUUUACACUGAUUGUUAACUGUUUCUUUGCUACUGGUAGUUACAGUAAAGAAAGAUAAGCAAAUAUUCGCCUCCUGUCUUUAAUAAAAUUUAGAUUAUUCAGUCACUAAAAGUUAGAAUAAUCCCAAAUUUACAUUUAUGAAAUAACUCCCUAACCCUAUUUCUCACAUUAGCCUUAACCCUAAAUGCCCUAAUUCCCUGUGCUGUAGUGCAAACCUUAACCCUGUACCAUUCUGUAUCGUUAAAUUUAUUUUAUGGAUCUCCUUGAGAAGUCUCUUCAAUCAGUGUUCAUGUGGGUUCUUGAGGUAGGAGUACUGACCAUUGCUGAGCUCUGAAGUGGUACAGCUUGUGACCGGACCUUGAGGAAUCUAUAAAUCUGCCAGGGUCCUGCUUGGCCAUGCUCAGCCACUGCUGUUGUUCCCCAUCCAGACACCGUGUUAUUUUUGUACCUUACCCUUGGGAAUAAAGAUGGUGGCUAAGUGCCAGUUUCAAACAGUAUCCCAGAUACUGCACAAUGUUCAAUUAAUAAGUUAAGGUUAUAUUCCUGCUUACUGAAAGGGCUAAACAGCAGUCCAAGAGAAGAAAGCCUUAUUUUAAGUCCUGAAAUUUAUAUUGUCCUGGAUCCUUCACACACGAAUAGAAUGUUGAGGUUAUGAAAGAUUAAAGUCUGAACUAAAUGUUACUACCUUGAACAGUUAUUGAAAACAAGAUCCCAAAUGAGUGGGCGCAAUCAGGUAGUAUCUUAAAAAGUGACUGGGUUGGUCUUUGUUUAAUGGGCUGUCUAAUUACCUCCAGAACUAGGCAACCUUUGGCACUCCUGAUGUUUUGGACUACACCUCCUAUGAUGCUUUGCCAGCACUAUGGCUGUAAGAGCAUUAUGGGGGAUGUAGUCCAAAACACCUGGGGUGCCAAAGGUUGCCUACCCCUGAUUGUAGUCUGUGGUGGGUUUGGCCAGCAAAUUAAUUGAGUCAUAAAAACGUAGCAUUAUGUAGUGGCCAGCAUGGCACUGGUGUUGGCGAUGGUUCUUUAAGCCACUUGUUAUUGCAGAGGCAUCUAAUGGACUGCAGCUCACUACUGACAGGGAGGAAUGACUUAAAAGGCUCCAACUGUUAAGUGGUGUCUAACAUUGUAAGGAGGAAUGGGAAAAGGAAGAGGGGUCUGAGAUAGCAGGGAGAGUCUGAAUUAAGGGAGUUAAAACGUCAGGGGCAUAGAAAAACUGGGUGGAAGAGUGUACUUAAAUGUUCAAUGAAUCAUCUAAUGUUAUGGGAAAAUCUGUUUCAGAUAUCGACAAUUCAUAUAAAACAUUUCCAGAUGCCUCCACCAUAGAUGGCAACUCCAUACUGUCAAGCAGCAGACACGUUCCUCCUCAUUACCCAACUCCGACCCGCCGAAGGCAUCGCACUACAUUCAGCCAAGAACAGCUAGAGCACUUGGAAACAGCAUUCAAUAAAAAUCACUAUCCAGAUAUCUACUGUCGUGAGGAAUUGGCAAAAAUCACCAAGUUAAAUGAAGCACGAAUACAGGUAAAUAAAAGAAAACAAUUAGAAUAUUAUGUACACGAUCUUAUCUUACUGUGGUGGUUAUGUCAAAAAGGGUUUCUGGACGCUGUUUCCUGGUUUAUUAGGAGUAAAUUCCCAAAAAGCAUGGAUCUCUACAGAACCCAGAGACCAUCUGCUCCUCGCCCAUACUGAUAAUUCUUAAUGUACACUUAUGCCUUAUUAAUUUCAAUUUUGGCCAACUUGGACAGCAAAGAUACGAUGAAAUUGAUGGAGCAAGAGUAAACCCGGCACUCAGUUUAUUAAUGCUGCCCAUGUUCUAAAACUCAUCCAUGAUGAAGUUGACAUUGAUAAUGGGAAAGUUUAAAUUCCUUGUUAUCAAUGUGGCUAAUGAGGGGGUAGUGUACAGGUGCUGUGGAGAGCCCCCUGCUCCUAAAGAGUUUAACAAAGAACCUGGAGAGGCAUUUAAAGCUAACAUAACCACUACACUGAGUUGUACUUGACAUAUUGCUUGGAUUAUACAUUUAAGAAAGGCAUCUGAACACUUUAGAGUAGUUUUGCAAUGGAUACAGAACUUAAUAUAUUAUGUGAGCAAAAAAAAAAAAAGAUAUAAGUUGUAUUAUUUGCUAAAAAGUAUAAAAUGUAACAGAGAAUUAUACAUGGUUGUUCCUUUAAAUAAUGCAUUACUGCAUCCAGCAUGACAAUUAAAUGUAAAAUUAAGAACUUCCCAUGUAUGACAGUAUCCCUUUUAACAAAUGUAUACAUAGUUUACAUGUUGAUGUCUUUUCUGCUUACCCCAUUUAUAUUACAUCGUAUCACUAUUCAUGUUAAUAAAGUGGCAACGCAUUUUACAAAAGUGCUGCACUACCAGAAACUCAAUUUUUUUAAAAAGCUCUUGAUUAUGGCAACGUGUCCAUAUAUGAAAAUGAGCAGCAGUCGGCUCGGAAUGCCAUGUAAUGAAGCUUUAAAAAGAUCUUCUAGUAAAUAUCGCAAAUUGGUGGGAAAACGGAAGGAUCGUAAGAAGAAAAGAAAAUGAAAUCAUAAAAAUCUAAGCGAGAAAUAAAAGUUGUGGUAACAUGGAGAACAAAAGAACAUGUAUGUGAAUGGCUUGAUGUCAGUCUAAAGAGGUCAGGCUGCUCUCUAAAAAUUCAGGCUGUUAUCCUUCCUAUUUGGGCAGAAGAUGCAAAGGUCAAUUUGCUAAGCCUGGUGAUGUAGCCACCUAGCUAGACUGAAUAAUGCUGGUCUUAGUAGUAAGCAUCCUAGAAACCCAGUGAAAAGUGCAAAUAAACUUGGACAAGUUAAGGUUCUAAUUACUUCAUUGACUACUUGUUCCACAAAGUGAAUUAAGGAAAACGGUGGUGUCCUAAUGGACAUAAUUCAUGGUUAUAAUAAAGGAAAAUUUUAUUUUGUAUUUUUUAGGUGUGGUUUCAAAAUCGGAGAGCAAAGCACCGAAAACAAGAACGGACAAAUCAGAAGUCUGCAACUCCCAGUGGCAUGUUAGCUUGCAGCAGUCUAAUGCCUGGCAUGUGCUCCAUGUCCUCUCCAGCUCGCCAGUAUCAGUAUUCACAUGCUCUCAACCACAUUCCCCGCUUCACAUCCAUGACCUCUACCGGCUACCAUGCACCUCCGGCCGUCGGUCAAUUCACGUGUACUAGCAAUCACCCCCAUUUGACAUCGGCUGCUCCUCCAUCCCGUCAGCAUGACGACUGGUACAACUCCCUGCGAUCUAUCAAUCCCCCAAGCUCCGGAUUGUCUUCUUCCAUGAUAACGUUAACACCAAUGGCUGCUUUAGAUCCACCCACCCAUUGGAAUUAG
This is a messenger RNA of Pelobates cultripes (western spadefoot toad), 7395 nucleotides long. The record is from the annotation of a GenBank genome assembly. NCBI's taxonomy places the organism in Eukaryota, Metazoa, Chordata, Amphibia, Anura, Pelobatidae.